AUGAACUUUGAAGAUCUCCUACAAGAAGUAGGUGGUUUUGGCAAAUUCCAGGUCCUAACGUUGCUCCUUCUCUGCUUUCCAAGACUCUUAUUGCCCCUGCAUUUCCUUCUGCACAACUUUCUGGCGGCCAUCCCACGUCAUCACUGUGACAUCACAUAUGAUGACCGACUGGCCAACCUCACCAAGGAAGAAGCGUGGCUUAUUAGCAUCCCAAGAGAUGCUGAAGAUGUCUUCAGCUCCUGCAAGAUGUUCUCAGAACCUCAGUUUCAUUUACUGGUUAACUCUACCCAGGAAGCAUCUAACACCACAAUGAACAUCACCGCUGUACAGAACUGCCAACAUGGAUGGAUCUAUGAUCAAUCCCAGUUCACGUCUACUAUAGCCACCCAGUGGGACUUGGUUUGUGAACAAAGAGGACUGAACCAAGCAACUGCUACUUUCUUCUUCAUUGGUGUCAUGUUUGGUGCUGUGAUCUUUGGCUACCUCUCAGAUAGGUUUGGGCGAAAAUCCAUGCUCCUUGUGGCAUAUGUAGGCACUCUCCUCUUUGGCAUGCUGAGUGCCAUCUCCGUUACUUACAGUAUGCUUGCAGUCACACGGACCCUGACAGGGGUGGCUAUGUCUGGACUCUCCCUCAUUGUACUACCUCUAGGCUUAGAAUGGGUGGAUAUACACCAUCGUACCUUUUCUGGGGUCACAACUAGUAUCUUCUGGAGUUUGGGAAAUAUGCUUCUUGCUCUGAUUGCCUACUUUGUGCGGGACUGGCGUUGGCUGUUGUUUGCUGUCACUCUGCCUUGUUUUGUGGGUAUCGCCUCUUUGUGGUGGCUCUCAGAAUCUGCCAGAUGGUUGUUGACCAAAGGAAAGCUUGAGCAAGCUCACAAACACCUUCAAAGAUGUGCCAAAAUGAAUGGAAGGAAGGAGUCUGGGGCCAAGAUAAACCUCGAGAUAUUAAGCAAGACUGCAGCAAAUAUAGCACAGAAGCCAGGUGGGAAUUAUUCCUACACCAGCCUUUUCCAGACACCGAUGAUGAGAAGAAUAUCUUAUUGCAUGGGUGCCGUGUGGUUUGGGGUGGCCUUUUCCUACUAUGGCAUGAGUAUGAACAUUACUGGUUUUGGCCUGGAUAUGUACAUGACCCAGUUUGUCUUUGGAAUCAUUGAAAUUCCUGCCAAGGUCAUUAUGUAUAUUGUGGUUAAUUGGGCUGGACGAAGACAUUGCCAGGCCUGGACUCUCAUCCUUGCUGGAUUAUCUAUAGGCGCCAACAUUGUCAUCCCAAAGUCUCUGGAGACUUUGCGCUCAGUGGUUGCCAUCAUUGGCAAAGGAUUAUCCGAAGCUUCCUUCACCACCGUCUUCUUGUAUUCAUCAGAGCUCUAUCCCACUGUCCUUAGACAGAAAGGGCAAGGCUACUGUUCUUUCAUGGGACGCCUCGGUGGGUCCGUGGCUCCACUCAUUUUCUUGCUGGACGGGCUCUGGAAGCCGCUGCCCCAAGUGACAUACUUUGCCGUAGCUGUGCUUUGUGGCUCAUCGGUCUUCUUCCUCCCUGAGACAUUAAACGUCCGACUGCCAGAGACAAUCGAGGACACUGAAAAGCAAAGUUUGGAAAAGGAGAAGCAGCUGCGUGGGAAUAUCUCCGAAGCCAUGCCUCUGAAGUCAUUAUAGUAAUGGCCUGCUGUGGGGUUGUUGCACUAACAACAGGGGAGUGAGGGCCAGCAGAAGAGAUGAUCAAGGACCAUGUAAGAGCCAGCUGAGAACAAACUCUGAUUUUAUACCACAAUAAAGCAAGCAAUGCUA
This is a messenger RNA of Anolis sagrei ordinatus, 1785 nucleotides long. Its product is annotated as solute carrier family 22 member 7-like. Gene Ontology annotation, biological process: transmembrane transport. Gene Ontology annotation, cellular component: membrane. The record is from RefSeq and is a predicted model, not a curated record. Gene Ontology annotation, molecular function: transmembrane transporter activity. NCBI's taxonomy places the organism in Eukaryota, Metazoa, Chordata, Lepidosauria, Squamata, Anolidae.